AAAAAAAAAAAAAGCUGGAGACAUCUCUAGAAGCAAAGCAAAGUUUAUUAUCCGUCCUCUUGAGAAUCGGGCCCACUAUCAAGCAAUCGAAGGCAGGAAACACAGUAGGGGGCAGGGUCAACACUUUUAAUCCCUAACGCAAAUACCCCUUCCCAUCACUGACCCUUGUCCUUAUUGGCUGAGGAUCUUACAUUCUAAACUCGAGAACUACCCAAGAAAUUGAACUUGACCAAUAAGUACAUAGUUGCCCAUAUCUGACCUAAACAGAAAGACACUGAUGUUAUAGGAGGAUAACAAGGGGACUUAAGUAUGCCCUUAGGAGCAUUGCAGGGAGGGGGCUUAAGUAUGCCCUUGACUUAAUGCUUAAAGUCUUUCAGGCCUACUCAAACUUUGAAAUAGAUGAAGCCUUAUUCGAUUUUCACAACUGUCUUGAAAGAUCUCACCUCAUCUCAUCUAGUAAUAACUUUAACAGUUAUCUGGAGACUGGAGUGAAGCCAAGUGAAAAGGCAGGGAGACAAUUAGGAACUUUGUCGUCUAUUAGAGGUCUUUCAUAAAUCAUAAUGAUGUGGUUAGUGGCAGUGCAGAGUGUUGGGAAUCCCCUUCUGGUCGGCGCAGGCUCAACGUGAAAGAAUUCACGAACCCUAAAUAGUAGUGGCAAAAAAAGGAAGUUUAUUGGCACUCUUCACAAUGGACAGGAGUCCGGGCAGGCAGCUAUGCCAAGGAGCAAAGCAUAUUAUUUAGGACUGCUGCAAAAAUGUGGAGUUUAGAAUUGCCCUUUAUAGAAGUCUGAGGCUCAGGUUUCAAGUUGAAAAGAAAGCCUAGAUACUUAUCAAUAUCAGGCUCAGAUCUCCCAACUGAAUGAAAAUCACUUGAGUGAAUUUGGAAUUUCCUGAAAAGGGUAAGCAUUCCCAAAAGAUCAAUGGUGGUGGUGGUGGGAGACCAGAGUUAUUUGCCUUAGAAAAGCCCAGUUAAAUGAUACCACUUAAUUUGUCUGGGGAGAGAAUGCUUUUCCCAGAGGACCUGAGACUCGAAUCUCCCUUUUUUACUGAUCAGAGGGUACACAGUUUAGGGUUCACCCCUGUCAAUAAGAUUUUAAGAUGACUUUUUGGGUACAUACUUGAAAUUGAAUUUCAUACUAAUAAAAAGUUAUGUUUUAUUAGAGUAAAUGAGAAAAUAAUAACUAGAGAGUAAACUUUUGCUAUAUGCUCUCUCUAGUAGGAGGGCUGCAUCUAGUCAGUCUAAUUCAAAUUCUUUGUCAGACACUAGUUAGCUGUGUGACUCCAGACACACCCCUUAAUGUCUGUCAGCUUUCCCAUCUGUAAAAUGGGGCCGAUCGAUAAUAAUAGCAUCUACCUCAUAGGGUUGUUGUGGGAAUAAAAUGAGGUAACUGUAAAGUGCUUUGCAAAUCUCAAGUGUCUCCGCAUAUAAUCAUAUUCUAAUUUUUAAAAGGCAGGAUUUUAAGAUUUUAUUUCCAAAUACAGAAACAUCAGCAGAAAUUCAACAAGCUAGGGACGUUGGAAGAAUAAUUUUGAAAAGGGAUGCAAUAAUUUUUUACUGCUUUUAAACUGUAGAACUGCUAUUUGCAUGAGGUGGUCAUCUUAAAUUACCCAUUUCUUUUCUAUAUAAAGUUGAGAAUUUUACACACAUAUCCACACACGCCUAGUAUUAAAAUGAAAAUCAUGGAACAAAAAUGAGAUAGGAAAUAGGGGAAAGGUAAGGUUAGAUUUCAAUUGAGUUGCCCCACAUUCGGCAUCUCAGAACUCUUAUCUCUCCAGUUAAUUUUAUUUCACAUAUUUAGUCUACAUCGUGCCCCGCCUUUGGGUAUGGGUGGGGAGGGGACGACGGGUAUUUGGCCGAUCUCUUGCUGUGGCAUCCAGAUAGCACACAUUCUUGGAUUAAGUUGUGGAAAUAGUUUGUAAUUUUUUAUUUGAAUUUUUCUGGCGGGAAGAAGCAGCAUGACGGACUAGGGCUCGACUGCCAAUCACAACCUGAGCCAGUCUCCCUUCCCCCGACUUCCACGCGCCAAAAUUCCAAACAAGCCGCUUCACCUGUUUCCGCUCCCUCCGCCACCUCCAAGGCGCCGGGACUACAAAGAACGCAAAGAAGUCCCUUCGGAGCCUAGCCAGUCCCUCCAAAUCGCUGAGGUUCUUUUCCUCCAUCCCCACUUGUCCCGUAAAGGGUGAACCAGAACUGGCCUCCGUGCCGAAGCGCCGACGAGGGGCGGGGUCUGCCGCGCAGGGAUCCGGGGCGGGCCCCGCGUUCGCCGGCGGGGAACUUGUGGCGCCAGAAUUCGUAGCGCGGAAGAGCCCGGCGCUGCCGCCGCCUCCUCCCGGUCAGCUCUUGUCCCUCGCCCGCUUGGAGGGAAGAAGAUGGUGAUCCUGCGUAGCAGCUCCGAGCUGCACGGCCGCACCCCGGCCUCGGCAGCUGCGCGGAGUUCGGCCGCGGAUGCGGGCGGCGGCAACUUCUCGGACCCUCUGGACUCGAGUUCCGAGUUCCUCACCUUGGAGCCCCUUGGCAGCCGGAGGAGGCAGCUGCGCUACAGCAGCGCCAUGGGUAAGGCGGCGGCGGCCGCCACCUCCGCCGCCUCCCCCGCCUGCGUGACUCGUUCUUCAGUUAAGGAAGUUGAAAGUUUCAGUACACAUGCAUUAAGAUCAUUGAGGAAAACAGAACAGCAUUCUUCAGACUCUAGUUUUGACAAGAAUAUGGAAAUAUCAAGUGAUACAACUAAUGGAAGACAUUUUACAAGGCAGUUGGCCAGACAGCAGGCUGAUAAUAAAAAAAAUGAAGAUUGUAAAGAAGACAAAGUGAUUCCAGUUACUCGGUCAUUGAGGACUAGAAAUACUGUUCAAACUACAGAGCAUCUUCAUGAAGAAAAUGGUGAUGUAGAAGUUCGCCGAAGUUGUAGGAUCAGAAGUCGUUAUAGCACUGUGAAUCAGUCUGUACUGUUUGACAAACUUAUAACAAACACUGCUGAAGCUGUAUUGCAGAAAAUGGAUGAUAUGAAAAAGAUGCGCAGGCGUCGAAUGAUUGACUUGGAAGACUUAGGAGUAUUUAAUGAUGCUGAAGAAGAAAAUCUUGACAUGUACUCUAGAGGAAAGCAAAAAAAUGUUCAAAGAACUGAUGAAGAAACCACUGAUAAUCAGGAUGGCAGUGUAGAAUCUUCUGAAGAAGGUGAAGACCAAGAAGAUGAAGAUGAAGACGAAGAUGAAGAUGGUGAUGGAGAAGAAGAUGAAGAUGGAGAAGAAGAUAAUCAAAAACGCUAUGAUCUUAGACAAAGGAAGACUGCUGUACAUUACCAGGCACCUCUGGAAAAACCUCGGCACCAGAGAAAACCUAACAUGUUUUAUAGUGGCCCAGCCUCUCCUGCAAGACGAAGAUACCGAUUUAGUUCUGCAGGACCAAGAAGCCCUUACUGUAAAAGGAUGAACAGGCGAAGGCAUGCAAUCCAUAAUAGUGAUUCUACAUCUUCUUCCUCUUCUGAUGAUGAACAACAUUUUGAGAGGCGAAGAAAAAGAAGCAGAAAUAUAGCUAUUAGCAGGUGCCUUCCAUUGAACUUCAGGAAAGACGAGUUAAAAGGAAUUCAUAAAGAUCGAAUGAAAAUUGGUGCAAGUUUGGCCGAUGUUGAUCCAAUGCAAAUUGAUUCUUCAGUACGAUUUGAUAGUGUUGGUGGGCUUUCAAAUCAUAUUGCAGCUCUUAAAGAGAUGGUGGUGUUUCCGUUGCUUUAUCCAGAAGUUUUUGAAAGAUUUAAAAUUCAGCCACCAAGGGGUUGUUUGUUCUAUGGCCCUCCUGGAACUGGAAAGACACUUGUUGCCCGGGCACUUGCCAAUGAAUGCAGUCAGGGUGAUAAAAGAGUGGCCUUUUUUAUGAGGAAAGGUGCUGAUUGUUUGAGUAAAUGGGUAGGCGAAUCCGAACGACAACUACGUUUGUUAUUUGAUCAGGCUUAUCAGAUGCGUCCUUCAAUUAUUUUCUUUGAUGAAAUUGAUGGUCUGGCUCCUGUUCGAUCAAGCAGACAAGAUCAAAUUCACAGUUCCAUUGUAUCUACCUUACUAGCACUUAUGGAUGGAUUGGAUAGUAGGGGAGAAAUUGUUGUAAUUGGAGCUACCAAUAGACUGGAUUCUAUAGAUCCUGCUUUACGAAGACCUGGCCGAUUUGACCGAGAAUUCCUUUUUAGCUUACCUGAUAAAGAUGCUCGGAAAGAAAUUUUAAAGAUUCACACAAGAGAUUGGAAUCCCAAGCCAUUGGAUAUGUUCCUUGAAGAACUUGCAGAAAAAUGUGUUGGAUACUGUGGUGCAGAUAUUAAGUCCAUAUGUUCUGAAGCCGCUCUCUGUGCUCUGCGUAGACGUUAUCCUCAGAUAUAUACAAGUAGUGAGAAACUACAGUUGGAUCUCUCAUCAAUUAACAUCUCUGCUAAGGAUUUUGUAGUAGCAAUGCAAAAGAUAAUACCAGCCUCUCAAAGGGCUGUGACAUCACCGGGACAGGCACUGUCUGCUAUUGUGAAACCUCUCCUUGAAAGCACUGUUCAUAAGAUCUUAGGGGCCAUACAAAAAGUGUUUCCACAUGCAGAACUUGGAGCAAACAAAGGACCAAAGUCAGAUGUUCCCGGGCCUCUGCUAGAAAGUGACUUGGCAUAUAGUGAUGAUGAAGUUCUCUCAGUAUAUGAAAAUGGACUUCCACAGAAACCCUUCAAUAAAACAAAAGAAAAUGUUAAUUUCCUUCAUCUCAAUAGAAAUGCUUAUCACCAGCCUACAUCUUUUCGACCAAGAAUCUUGAUAGUAGGAGAGCCAGGAUUUGGGCAGAGUUCUCACUUGGCACCUGCUGUGAUUCAUGCUUUGGAAAAGUUUACAGUAUAUACCUUGGACCUUCCUGUUCUUUUUGGAGUCAGUACCACAUCUCCUGAGGAAACAUGUGCCCAGGUGAUUCGUGAAGCUAAGAGAACAGCCCCAAGUAUAGUGUAUGUUCCUCACAUCCAUCUGUGGUGGGAAACAGUUGGAUUAACACUUAAAGCUACUUUUACUACAUUGUUACAGAAUAUUCCCUCGUUUGCUCCAGUUUUACUACUUGCAACUUCGGACAUACAACAUACUGCUCUUCCAGAAGAGGUACAAGAAUUAUUUAUAAGUGAUUAUGGGGAAGUUUUCAAUGUCCAAUUGCCUGGUGGUGAAGAAAGAACAAAAUUUUUUGAGGAUUUAAUUCUGAAUCAAGCUGCUAAGCCUCCUACAUCCAAAAAAAAAGCAGUUUUACAGGCACUGGAGGUCCUACCAAUAGCUCCACCACCUGAACCAAAGCCCUUGACAGCAGAGGAAGUAAAACGGCUUGAAGAACAAGAAGAGGAUACAUUUCGUGAACUUAGAAUUUUUUUAAGAAAUGUUACUCAUAGACUGGCUAUUGACAAACGCUUCAGAGUAUUUACCAAGCCUGUUGAUCCUGAUGAGGUUCCUGAUUAUGUCACUGUAAUAAAGCAGCCAAUGGACCUAUCAUUAGUUAUCAGUAAGAUUGAUCUCCAUAAAUAUCUGACUGUGAAGGACUACCUGAGAGAUAUUGAUCUCAUCUGUAGUAAUGCCUUAGAAUAUAAUCCUGAUAGAGAUCCUGGAGAUCGACUUAUCAGACAUAGAGCCUGUACUCUAAGAGAUACUGCCUAUGCAAUAAUUAAAGAAGAACUUGAUGAAGAUUUUGAACAGCUAUGUGAAGAAAUUCAGGAGUCUCGAAAAAAGAGAGGUUGCAGCUCUUCUAAAUAUGCACCAUCUUACUAUCAUGUGAUGCCAAAGCAGAGCACAACUUCUGUUGAUGGUAAAAGAUCUGACCCAGAACAAAAUGAAAAGCUGAAGAUGCUCAAUGCUCCUGUGGCCUGUAGUACUCCUUCACUUUAUAGUGCUCCAUCAAAGAAAAAGAUUCGAAGAAAAAGUAAAUGGUACUUUGGCACCAUAAAAAAAAGAAGGAAGAUUUCUCAAGCCAAAGAAGAUAGCAGAAAUACAGAAGAUGACAAAAAUGAGAGUGAUGGAGAUCAAGAAAAUCAUGAUACUAGUAUAGACCAUAAUGAGGCUGAAGUCACAGGAGAGUCUUCAAUGGAAGAAAAUGAAAAGCAGCAAAAUGGUUCUGAAAAUAAAACUGAGACAGAAAAUAAAAGUAUUUGUGUUACUUGUGAUAAUGUUGUGAAUGAACCUGAAAAGGAAACUAAAAAGACUACAAUGAAUGCAGACUUAAGAAAAGAAAAGAUAACUUGCAAUGGAGAACUUGCUAACUGUCAAGUAACAGAAUGUUCUGAAGAUGUUGAGGCAAAGGAAACCUGUGUUCUUAGGAUGACUCGAGCCAGACGUUCCCAGGUUGAGCAACAGCAGCUCAUCAGUGUGGAGAAGGCUUUGGCAAUCCUUUCUGAACCCACGCCACCACUUAUUGUGGACCAUGAACAACUUAAAAAUCUUUUGAAGAUUACAAUUAAGAAAAGUCAAGAGUACAAUAUAUUUCAGUUGGAAAAAUUAUAUGCAAUAAUUAGUCAAUGUAUUUAUCAACAUCGCAAAGACUAUGACAAGACACAACUAAUGCAGCUCUGUGACACUAGGCAAGAUUUAAACUUUCUCAACAUGUUACCUCAUUUGAAAACUGAAGGGUUUACACUGGAUAAUCUGCAAGUUGUUUUCUGUCUCUAAAAUUACUUGAAGAAGGUCAAGAAUAAAAGACAUUUAAGCACAAGAGUUGAAGUCAGAGUACGUGAGUUUUUAAAAUCUUGACCCUCCUUAUCUCUGUGGCCUUUUAGUGAGGCGCUUCAUCUCUGGUCCUCAGUUGAGUGGGUUGGACUUAAAUGCCAGGAUUACUUUUGUUCUUAUGGCAUGAUUCCCACACAAUCUUGAUUAUCUUUUUCCCAACAAGCUUCAUCUUAUUUAAUGUCUUUGAAACCAUAUAUCAUUGAUUUACUCAAAGGGCCUUCAGAGAUCAUCUGAAUCAGUAAUGUUAAGCUCAAAAUAAAAACCAAGGCUAGCAAAUUUUAUCUAAGGAUUCCUAUGGGCCACACAUUGACUUGGCAAUUUUGACAUAUUUAUAAUAUGUUUUAUUGUAUUUUCUUUUUAAAAAUAUUUUCCAAUUACAUUUUAAUUUGGUUUGUGCUGCUCUCCCAUAUUGUAGGUUUCAUAGAACACAUUUUUGGCACCUCUCAUCUAGAUCAAAUCCUAACCAAAAUACAAAUUACCAACAGAAAGACUUUUGGAUAAUCCUAGAAUGUUCACAAUUCCCCCCAAAAAAAAUGUAACUAAAGAUGCUCAGUUUAGAAUAGGUAAUUAUUUGAUAUGAAGUGAACUAGAGUUUUUCUUGAUACCUCAAACAGCUUCCCAAUCAAAUUAAUAAAGAAUAUUUUUUACCUUGUUAAGAGAAAAUACUUAUUUUAAGGACUUCAGCAUGAUUGUUACAAAUAAAAGACUAAUGUAAGUAAGCAUUACCAUCAUUGAAGCAUAACAGAGUAAUUCUGCUUGAAUAGUUGAAUUACUGCAGAUAUUUGAAAAAUGCGGAUGAGAUUUCUACUUUCAUUCCUCAAGUUACAUAAUAUAGACUAGCUUCCCCCUUGUUUUAUCUAAAUUGUUUAUUGAGAGGUUUUACUAUAAUUUCUUUUCAUUUGAAUUUGUUGAAUAAUACACAAAACCACACUUGUUUUAUAAUUAUCAUUCUUGAGGAAUAGGUUGUUCAAUUUAGUUAAAAGCAAUAUAUUCCAUUUACCUCCAUUUCUUCCUUUGUAAAAUAGGGAUAAUAAUAGCACCCACCUUUUAAGAUUGUUCUGAGGAUCAAAUGAGAUAGCAUAUGUAAUAAAAGUUGAAAUUUUUUAUUAAUCAGGAUGAUUAAUUAGCUUGAAUUUACAGUCUCAGGGACUUUAGAAAUAUUUUAGUCCAGUCCCAGAAUUUAUCUGGAUUUUCUUCUCCAACAACAAAAUAAUUUUUAUCUUUGCUUUUGGGGAAACUUAGUAAGGGAAACCCCACCUCCUUCUUAAACAUAGAACACUUUCAAGGUCACAGCCCUUAAUUUGUAUUCUUAGAAAUGCAGGUCUUUUUUAAAAAAUCAUUAAAAUAUCAAAUAUUUUUGAUGAAAGCAUUUUUCAAUAUGAGGAGGCAGUGAUCAUUUUGAAAGAUUUCAAGAGUAGGCUUUUCUACAUUAUAUGAAAUCAUUGGUGUGGUUUACUUUUAUUUUUUCCUGGCAAUGGUUGGCUUGAAAAAUUUAGGCACUGCUGAAAUAUAAAAUGUUAUUUAUUGUAAAUGAAAAAUUGGGGGAUAAUAUUCUUUAAAACUUUGUAUCACAUCAAUCUUGGACUCGAUCUGAGGGUAUUUAGGUAAUAAAAUAAUAGCAUUAAAACUUA
This is a messenger RNA of Antechinus flavipes (yellow-footed antechinus), 8332 nucleotides long. It is a transcript of the gene ATAD2, whose product is annotated as ATPase family AAA domain containing 2. Gene Ontology annotation, molecular function: chromatin binding; ATP hydrolysis activity; ATP binding. Bases 2370 to 6644 code for a protein of 1424 amino acids. Gene Ontology annotation, biological process: positive regulation of transcription by RNA polymerase II. Gene Ontology annotation, cellular component: nucleus. The transcript is spliced from 28 exons. NCBI's taxonomy places the organism in Eukaryota, Metazoa, Chordata, Mammalia, Dasyuromorphia, Dasyuridae. The record is from RefSeq and is a predicted model, not a curated record.